Rhodamnia argentea is the source of this 2235-nucleotide messenger RNA. RefSeq names its product vacuolar cation/proton exchanger 3-like. The record is from RefSeq and is a predicted model, not a curated record. Gene Ontology annotation, molecular function: calcium:proton antiporter activity. Lineage: Eukaryota; Viridiplantae; Streptophyta; Magnoliopsida; Myrtales; Myrtaceae. The transcript is spliced from 14 exons. Gene Ontology annotation, biological process: calcium ion transmembrane transport; intracellular calcium ion homeostasis. Gene Ontology annotation, cellular component: plant-type vacuole membrane. Bases 326 to 1675 code for a protein of 449 amino acids.
CAUCUUGAUCGACUGCUAAGAAUAGGAUAACCUCCUUUGGGAAAGCAUUCUCGGACGCGAACAGCGCAGAGAAUCAGCCGAUCCACUGGUCUUCGGCAUCGUCCUGAAUUUUUUUUUUUUUUGGCCCAGGUGAGGUGCUGUUCUCUGGAUCCGAAUCUGAUUCUUGCCUGCGUGCGCAAUCUCCUGUGGGGUUACAGGGAGAGGGAUCGAUUCAGUUGGCCUUUCUGGGACUUGUUUCGACCGUGAUCAAAGCACGUGGGGCACAUAAAUGCACCACCGCAGUGUUAUGGAUAGGAGAUUCUUGACGUGUUUUUUGUAAAAGAAAAUGGAUCACGAGUUGCAAGUUGGCGAUCGACCUCAAAUCGAAAUGGGACCGCUUCAGGAAAGAUCAAUCCAUGAUUUUGACGAUAAGAGUGCAUCCAGCACGACGAAAGUUUUUCCGAAGAUGAAUUCUUUUCAUGCAGCCGAACAAGGGCCAUUUCCGGGGCCUUCACGAGUUGGAGGUGUUAACAUGUUCAGUUGUGCAUGUAGAAGUAUAAAGAUAGUUGUCUUCUCAAAUAAACUCAACUUGCUUAUGCCAUUUGGUCCUGUAGCCAUCUUGGUUCAUAAUAUGACUGGCCAUCAUGGGUGGGUUUUCUUUUUCAGUUUACUAGGUAUUACACCUUUGGCCGAGCGUUUAGGUUAUGCUACAGAGCAACUGGCUUUCUAUACUGGUGCUACAGUUGGUGGUCUGUUGAAUGCAACUUUUGGAAAUGCAACCGAAUUGAUUAUAUCAAUACAUGCACUGAGGAACGGAAUGAUUAGGGUGGUUCAGCAGUCAUUACUGGGUUCGAUCCUCUCAAAUAUGCUGCUUGUCCUUGGUUGUGCAUUCUUAUCUGGUGGGCUUGUUUAUAUGAAGAAGGAACAGGUUUUUAACAAGUCAACUGCUGUUGUAAACUCAGGGUUGUUACUGAUGGCUGUCAUGGGUUUACUUUUUCCUGCUGUCCUUCACUACACACACAGUGAGGUGCACUUUGGGAAGUCGGAACUGGCUCUCUCGAGAUUCAGCAGCUGCGUCAUGCUAGUUGCAUAUGCUGCCUAUCUCUUUUACCAGUUGAGGAGUCAAUCAAAUCAAUAUGUCCCUCUCAAUGAGGAAGGGAGUCCAAGUGGAGCGAGUGCAGAGGAUGACGAUGAGUCCCCAGAAAUUACUAAGUGGGAAUCUAUAAUCUGGCUUGCAGUAAUGACUGCUUGGAUCUCAUUUUUAUCGGACUAUUUGGUUGAUGCCAUAGAGGGGGCAUCGUCAGCAUGGAAAGUACCUAUUGCAUUUAUUAGCGUGAUAUUACUUCCUAUCGUAGGUAACGCAGCAGAGCAUGCGAGCGCUAUAAUGUUUGCGAUGAAAGACAAACUUGACAUAUCUUUGGGAGUGGCAAUAGGAUCGUCAACUCAAAUAUCUAUGUUUGGGAUACCCUUUUGUGUGGUUAUUGCAUGGAUAAUGGGGCGCCCCAUGGACUUGAAUUUUCAACUCUUUGAAACGGCAGUUCUUUUCAUUACUGUAUUAGUUGUGGCCUUCUUGCUCCAGGAAGGAACUGCUAAUUACUUUAAAGGGUUGAUGCUAAUACUUUCCUAUGUGAUUGUCGCUGCCAGUUUCUUUGUUCAUGUCGAUCCAACCAAAGAUGAUAAACAAUUAGAGACAUAGGGAGAUUACGUGGUCGGAUGUUCAGAAGCGGAUGCUUUAGUCUGAAUGCAUAUACGCCACGGGUGACGGUACACAUCUCCAGCUCCUGCCGGUGCGUUUUCAAUAGUGUAUAUUUGAUCGAGCACCUUGGCUGGAUUUUGUUCCACAUUUCCCUCAUCUUAUAUUUAAGAUCGAGAAGGAUUGUAUGAUAGGGUAGUCAAGAAUUAUUUCGCUGCUUGCCUAGUGUCAUUCACAUGCGCGAGUUGAGACCCAUCACAAAAUUGAUGGGAUGAGUUCAUUAGAGAUCUGCUUUUCUUUUUCCAUCUGUAUUUUGUUUUGUGUUUCUGUAAUCACUGAAUGGCUCCGGGCGAGUUGGUUUUGUACAGGUACCUAUUUUCCUUUUCCUUUUGGUAACAAAGGAAUUUAAAGAUAUGAACGGCGGAAUAAUGGUUUGAGACGUUCAAGAUUCUCAGAGUUGCUAUGAGAGUGCCUUCCAUGUUUAGAGGUUACAUAAGCCAAUUCUGAUGUAAUUUACAUCACUUAAUUUUGCCUAUGUAAUGAAAUUCAGAUGUUAUUUGCAA